Messenger RNA from Cuscuta campestris, 2675 nucleotides. The record is from the annotation of a GenBank genome assembly. Lineage: Eukaryota; Viridiplantae; Streptophyta; Magnoliopsida; Solanales; Convolvulaceae.
ACCUAGGUACCGACUGUCUCGUCAGGUCAAUCUUCAUUAAAACCCUAAUUUUCAUUCCAUUUUUCCACUUUCGGUUCAACCAGUUACAACGACCUCUCUCCCGGCGUCUUCUCCCGUUUCUCUCUCCCGUACGUCGUCUGUCUCUUCAAAGGUAAUUCCUAAUCCAAAUUCUUCAAUUUCUUCAAACAUUAGGUUCAAUUUCAUCAAAUACUCUCCUCAAUUCGUACAUUAGGUAUAAAUUUCCCCAUAUUCGUCCAAUUUUACCAAUUCUCUCAAAUCUCCAAAAAUGAGUGAAAUUGUUUCCAAUGUUCAAACCAAUGCUCAACCCGAUGUUCAAGAUGGGUUCAAGGCUUUCGUCGACCCACACAUCAUUGACGGGAGAACCCUAAAACAAGAUGAUAUCCCCGUUGCCGUUCUUGAACUCAUUCAAGAACAAGGUUGGAGUUUAUAUCUUCAACUCCAAGCCCCCGUUUACCCAGAACUUGUUCAUCAAUUCUAUUCUUCAUUGAAAUAUCAUCCACAAGACCCUUCCAUUACCGCCAUUGUAGUCGGCAAAACCUUCGGAUUCAACACCCAAAACCUUUCCGAAUGGUUUCACCUAGGGCGUCAAGGAGUCUCCACCUAUUGCAAAAAGGGGUGGAUUACCGACUCACGAGAUUUUAACUCUGAUUCUUGCCUCCGAGUGCUAAAUAACAUUGCCCUUGACCAUGUCUUUGAGGACCCGCACUACUUUCUUCGUAGGCCAAAUGUCCAAGACUUACCCGCAAAUAGGUUCAUCCUCCUUAAAAUCCUCAAAGACAAUGUCAUCCCGGUCCUUAACAAAGAUAACCAAGUUGGGGUUUAUGAAUGCACUCUCUUGUAUUGGCUCCUCACUCACAAGAAAAUCAAUCUUCCUUCCACCAUCCUUAAACACAUGCACGAAUGCUCCAAUCGCCUAAACAAACCCUGUGGCAUGCUUCUUACUCACAUCUUUGCCAAGAGGGAAAUUCAUGAGGUGCGCCCUUCUCGUGUCCGCUAUCUUGACGCGGAGUGCCUUGGCUAUUGUGGCCUUGUAAAGAUUGGAGAGGAGUACUACAUGAAGAAAGAGUUCAGAAAUCUUGAUGAGGCGACACGAGCGGAGUAUGGUCCUCGGCGUUCCAUGUCAUCUUUACCUUCCACUUCACGAGCACCCCAAGCCGAAGCCGAAGAAAAUGCCAACACGGAAGUCCCCGUUCGUGCUCCUCGGGUCAAACGCUCAAAAUUGGCGUCUCAUGCUUCCUCGGCCUCUCUCAUGCAUCGUCACUCUUGUUGGAACACGGGUUUACGCCUAUGUCGUACUAAACCGUGUUCGUUUUAUGACAGCGAUGUAGGCUUCCCUACAGCGCUGUCCAACCUAAGCCAAAGAUAUUGUGCAUUGGCAGAAAGUUUUUGGACAGCGAUGUUGACCCAGAAACAACGCUGUCAGGCCAAACUUCCAUCUUCAAAGGCAGACCUAAACAGCGAUGUUCUAGACAAGAGCAGGGCUGCCACCUCCGGGAAAUCAAAGUCCAAAUCCCGGGCGCCUACGACAUCCACCGAGGAACGCCUCUACUAUGGUGACGGGUCAUACCUUUGGUUUGAUUCCGAGGAGGAACGCACCCGUUUCCUCACCUUCUUCUCUAAACGGGUUGUGGCUCCUCCACGGAUCAUCCCGGAGCACUACCCGGAGCUACAGGGCUACGACGACCUCGACGCGCAGCUUGGGCGCAUCGCCGGCCUCCCCUACCAAGGCGACGACGUCUCCCUCUAUGGCGGAGAGGACUGGGUGCUCAACAACGAGGGCCUUAUCCUCAACGAGCUUGGGAUCACCGAGCUCAUCCUCCAUGCCUUGGGCCGCCCAACCAUCCACUUCGCUAACCCCGAAGGCCGUCUUCUUCUCUACAUCGUCUCCCGAAUCAUCAAGCCCCGGAAGCAUGGCCACACAAUCAUGUCCGGUGAGGACCUCAAACUCAUCCAUGCGAUCAUGCACUCGGCCCCAAUCAAUUGGGCAAAGUUUGUCAUGAUCAACAUGACGAUUGCCGCGUCCACCGACCAUAAUCACCUCCUCCCGUAUCCGUUCGUGGUGAUGGACAUCCUUGAACGGUUCAAGGUGACCACCACCGUUGGCCGACUCACAAAGGCCACGAAGAUUUGGGCGAUCAGCACCCAAACCUUCAAGAAGCGGUCGGACAACGCCGGACCUGCCACUGGCGUGCAACGGCCCCGUUCUGCUGCUGGCCCAGCCGAACCCCAGGCCCGGGCCAACCUUGCCUCCAUUGCUGACUCCCUCAACCGGCUGCACUUCAAAGUUGAUGGGAUGGAUGGCUACCUUGAAAGACUUGACGAGGCAGUCCAACGUCAAGGGUACGCCAUGAACGCGUACUUCCAACGCGUUAACUACGUCCCCCCACCGUACCAUGGCACGUUCUUUGGGCAGGUGUACGGUGACGAGGACGAAGACGAUGCCUCCUACGACCCGUCAAGCUCCCCGGACGAGGACGAGUUCGACGACGCCGUUGAUGGUGAUGAGAUGGACGUCGAGGACGACGAGGAGGAAACCGAAGACGAAGACUAGGACGCCCCUAGAAUUUCUAUCUCUUAUUUUAAUUAUCCUAUUUUUUUUAAUGCUUCUGUUGUACUCCGCUAUUUCCCUUUUUCAAUAAAUAAAAGUUAUCCUC